Messenger RNA from Cuscuta epithymum, 5271 nucleotides. The record is from the annotation of a GenBank genome assembly. Lineage: Eukaryota; Viridiplantae; Streptophyta; Magnoliopsida; Solanales; Convolvulaceae.
CGGCUGAAGUUGGACAUAUUUGAUCGAAAACACUGUUUCAACAGCAGAAUCUGGAAAUCUUUUCGAUUGGCCAAGGUAAGACUGGCAGGGAGAAACCAUGUCGAGAGCUCCUACUCCGAACAGCCUCUCGAAUCACCCGACACCGGAAAACGAAUCUACUUCACAACAGCCGACAACGCCGCCGCAACAGCUACUUUCACAGCAGCUGAGGUCUUCAUCUUUAGCUUCCAGGAGUCAUCAACUCCAUCCUGCCAGACCUGCUAUGAUCGAUCUUUUUAACCUCUACUUAGGAGUGAAUGCACGGAACAAGCAGGAUGAGGCAACCCGAGAACCUCCGAACAAGGCACAAAAGAGAGUUACUGCUCUAAACAGGGAGUUUCCUCCCCAAAAUGAACAAUUCCUUAUAGAUUUUGAGCAACUGCAGAGCCAAUUUACUGACCAAGAACAAUUGCAUGCUGUGACAGAAUCUGUUCUCAUAUCUUUGGUUAUUCAGUGUAGUAGCCAUGCUCCCCGAGCAGAAUUCCUCCUCUUCGCUAUACAUGGCCUGUGUAGCAUAGGGUACAUAAACUGGGAUACUUUCUUUCCAUCUCUUCUUUCUUCAGUUUCAUCAGCAGACAUGUGUGUUGGUCAGGGGAAUCAACUUGCUGGUACUGGACCAUCUUCUGCUUUAUCACAUUCUGUGAUGCUGUCCAAUUCCAUUACAGUAACUAAUACCUCCAAUUUUCCGUCAUCAAAUCCUGCAUCUCCUUUACCAAAGAUCCAUGGUAUUGGAUCUCCUGUGCAGCCGGCAGCUGAAACAUCACCUUGUGUCACUUUGUCCGCUAUGAAGUCAUCUGAUGUUAGUGCCGCAGGUCAACAGUCUAUGGCAAGAGCAAAUUUCUCCCUAUGGGACAAUGCACUUACUAGCCUGCAACUAUUGUGUUACAAAAUAAUUCUAACUGGUUUGGAAUCUAAUUUGAAGCCUGCAACACAUGCUGAUAUUUUGCAUCACAUGUUGAAUUGGCUGAUUAGCUGGGACCAAAAAAAUGAGAUGGAUGGCUUUGAUGGGUCAAAACACUGCAAACUUGACAAGGCUCACAUUGAGUGGCUACACAGUUGCUUAGAUGUGAUAUGGUUGCUUGUUGAGGAUGACAAAUGUCGUGUACCUUUUUAUGAACUUCUCCGAAGUGGGUUGCAAUUUAUAGAAAAUAUACCUGAUGAUGAGGCAUUGUUCACUCUUAUUUUAGAGAUCCACCGGAGGAGGGAUAUGAUGGCUAUGCACAUGCAAAUGUUAGAUCAACACCUUCACUGCCCAACAUUUGGCACUCCAAGACUUUUGCCUCAGGGAACCUCAAAUAUGCCUUGUGAACAGGUGACUCACAUGAGAUACUCGCCGAUUACAUACCCCAGUGUGCUAGGAGAACCGCUACAUGGAGAGGAUCUUGCUGUUUCUAUCCAAAGAGGAAGUCUGGAUUGGGAGAGAGCUGUGCGAUGUCUAAGACAUGCUCUUCGCAGCACUCCAUCACCAGACUGGUGGAGGCGUGUACUUCUUCUGGCACCUUGUCACAGACCUAGUGGACAGGCUCUGUCUCCUGGUGCAGUAUUCACAUCUGAAAUGAUCUGUGAGGCAACAAUUGAAAGGAUUGUUGAGUUGUUAAAGCUGACUAAUUCAGAAACGAAUUGCUGGCAGGAGUGGCUCAUAUUUUCUGAUGUAUUCUAUUUUCUUAUGAAAAGUGGAUGCAUUGAUUUUGUUGACUUUGUGGACAAGCUAGUAUUACGGCUCCAGGAAGAUGAUCAACAUAUACUUAGGACUAAUCAUGUCACAUGGCUGCUGGCACAAAUUAUUCGGGUUGAGCUAGUGAUAAAUGCUUUGAACCUGGACUCAAGAAAGGUUGUGUUACAUGGGUUUAAGGGCGGAGACAACAAAAAAAAUUGUGUCGUUUCAUAAAGAUGAGAAAAGCUGUGACCCUAAUAGCCCCCAAAGUAUCCUCCUUGACUUUAUAAGCAGUUGUCAGAACUUGCGGAUUUGGUCACUCAAUACAUCAACUAGAGAGUAUCUGAACAAUGAGCAACUUCAAAAGGGAAAGCAAAUAGAUGAAUGGUGGAAGCAAGUGAGUAAAGCGGAACGCAUGAUGGAUUAUAUGAAUUUGGAUGAUAGAUCAAUUGGGAUGUUUUGGGUUGUAUCUUACACAAUGGCACAGCCUGCUUGUGAAACGGUGAUGAAUUGGUUAACUUCAGCUGGUUUUACAGAGUUAUUAACUGGACCAAAUGUGCAGUCCACUGAGAGAAUAAUGAUGAUGCGUGAAGUUGUCCCAUUGCCAAUAUCAUUGCUCUCAGGGUUUUCUAUAAAUUUGUGCAUGAAACUUGCUCUUCAGAUGGAGGAUUGUAUGUUUUCCGGACAGGUACCUAGCAUUGCUAUGGUUGAAACAUAUUGUAGGUUGCUGCUCAUAUCUCCUCAUUCACUAUUUCGCUCCCACUUAAAUCACCUGACACAGAGAAACCAAGCCACCUUAACCAGGCCUGGGAAUACCAUAUUGGUUUUUGAAAUUCUCAACUAUCGCUUACUUCCACUGUACAGAUACCAAGGGAAAAGCAAGACAUUAAUGUAUGAUGUCACCAAAAUGAUAUCUACAUUAAAGGGAAAACGUGGUGAUCAUCGAAUUUUCAGAUUAGCUGAAAAUCUGUGCAUGAAUCUUAUUUUAUCAAUGAGAGAUUUUUUCUUUGUGAAGAGAGAAGGCAAGGGUCCAACAGACUUCACUGAGACUUUGAAUCGCAUAACCGUUACAACUCUUGCAGUCAUUAUUAAAACUCGUGGAAUUGCAGAUUUUGAGCACCUACUCUAUCUACAAACAAUGUUGGAACAAAUAUUGUCAACUAGUCAGCAGUCUUGGUCGGAGAAAACACUUAGAUACUUCCCAUCUAUCUUACGUGAUGCAUUGAAUGACCGAAUGGAUAGGAGUGGCCAAAUGGAUAAAAGAACACUUGCUAUUCAAGCAUGGCAACAUUCCGAAACAACUGUAAUUCAUCAAUGCACCCAGCUACUUUCAACAUCAGCUGAUCCAACAUAUGUUGUUACAUACCUUAAUCACAGUUUUCCUAUGCACCGUCAAUAUCUUUGUGCUGGUGCAUGGAUACUAAUGCAUGGGCAUCCUGAGAAUAUCAACAGCGGGAACCUGGGACGUGCAUUGAGAGAGUUUUCUCCUGAAGAGGUUACCCUCAAUAUAUACACGAUGGUUGAUGUUCUGCUUCAUCAUAUUCAUUUGGAACUACAGCGAGGACAUCCUUUGCAGGAUCUAAUGGUAAAAACAGUUUCCAAUCUUUCAUAUUUUAUCUGGACCCAUGAGCUGCUUCCUUUGGACAUCUUGUUGCUUGCACUUAUUGAUCGUGAUGAUGAUCCACAUGCUUUGCGCAUUGUGAUUAAUUUACUUGAUUCUAAGGAGCUUCAACAAAAAGUGAAACUGUACCUUGUAAAUCGCGGUCCACCAGAGAAUUGGGCACAAACUGUACCUUUCAAGCGUGCUGACUUGCAGAAAGCUCUUGGAAGUCAUCUCUCUUGGAAGGAGAGGUAUCCAACAUUCUUUGAUGACAUUGCGGCACGCUUGCUUCCAGUCAUCCCCCUAAUCAUCUAUAGAUUUAUUGAAAAUGAUGCUAUGGAUGCAGCUGAUAGAGUCCUGCAAAUUUAUGCUUCCUUUCUCCAUUACUAUCCUCUAAAUUUUACAUUUGUUCGCGAUAUUCUUGCAUAUUUUUACGGCCAUCUUCCUGGGAAGCUAAUACUUCGUAUAUUAAAUGUGUUGGGUAAAAAGGUUCCUUUUUCUGAGCCAUUUCUUCAGCACAUUAACUCAACUAAUGCAUCAAUGUGCCCUCCAUUGGAUUACUUUGCCACCCUUUUAUUGGGUUUGGUAAAUCAUGUUAUUCCUCCUCUAAUUAGCUCAUCCAGAUCUCCACAAGCGGGAGAUGUCUCAAGCAGCUUUGGCCGUGCUCCACCUACCAAGGUACAUUUAAGUUCUCAACCUGGAUUAACAAAUACUUGUGAAGGCCAGAAACCUUUUUACCAACUUCAAGACCCUGGGACGUACACCCAACUGGUGCUUGAAACAGCCGUAGUUGAGAUACUCUCUUUUCCUGUUUCUGCAUCCCAAAUUGUUUCUUCACUCGUUCAAAUUGUUCUUCAUAUACAACCAACACUUGUUCAAUCAAGCAAUGGCCUACAUGGAACUCCUAGCAAUGUUGGACAGUGCUCAAUUUUGCCUACUUCUCCCUCUGGAGGGAGCACUGAUUCACUUGGUGCUACCAGGGCAGCCUCUUCUGUUCCUGGUUCAAAUGCUUCUGUUUUUGUGUGGCGAACUGGUUAUACAUGCCAGCAGUUAUCGUGCUUGUUGAUCCAAGCAUGUGGUCUUCUUUUAGCUCAACUCCCUCCAGAGUUUCAUGUGCAACUAUAUUUAGAGGCUGCACGUGUGAUAAAAGAGAGUUGGUGGCUCACUGAUGGACAAAGGUCUGUUGGUGAACUAGAAUCUGCUCUUAGCUAUGCACUUUUAGAUCCCACAUGGGCUGCCCAGGAUAAUACUUCAACAACCAUUGGUAAUAUUGUUGCACUCCUACAUGCGUUCUUCAGUAACCUUCCACAGGAAUGGCUUGAGGGAGCACAUCUCAUUAUCAAACAUUUGAGACCUGUGACGUCUGUGGCUGUGCUGAGGAUAUCCUUUCGUAUUAUGGGUCCUUUACUACCGCGAUUGACAAAUGCUCAUCCUCUUUUCAAUAAGACACUGUCACUGCUUUUAAAUGUACUGGUGGAUGUCUUUGGGAGGAGCACACAGCCACCAGCUCCUGUUGAGGCUUCAGAUAUAGCUGAUAUCAUUGACUUCCUGCAUCAUGUGAUCCAUUAUGAGGGGCAAGGAGGGCCGGUUCAAGCAAGCAGCAGACCUAGAGCUGAAGUCCUUGCUCUAUGCGGAAGGGCAGUCGAAAGCUUACGCCCAGAUGUGCAGCAUCUUCUUUCUCAUUUGAAGACUGAUGCAAAUUCAUCUAUUUAUGGGGCAGCGCACCUAAAGUCUGUUCAAAACUCCUCUUAGUUUCUUUUUUAUCUUACGUAAAUACGUAAUAGUAGAAGGUGAUGACUCCUACAUUGGGUUUGUACCACUGCAUCUUACAACAUUAUCGGGAUAUUUCAUAGCUCGGUCUUGACAAGAAAGUCAAUUGUUUUGCUACUAAAUAUAGUCAUUAUUGUCUUGGUUGUGUAGGUAUAAUAUUUGGCACAAUUUUGCUGCUUAAAGUAUCACACUCUGCAUUAGUGGCUGC